Molecule: messenger RNA, 2019 nt
Organism: Arabidopsis arenosa
Lineage: Eukaryota; Viridiplantae; Streptophyta; Magnoliopsida; Brassicales; Brassicaceae
Source: the annotation of a GenBank genome assembly
GUGUUUCUGGUGCCUUGAGUAUAAGUUAAUGAUGAAAGUUUUGAGAUUUAUCUUUACUUCUCUUUCCCAUCAGGAAAGUUCCGAACUUUGACCAAUUUGAAGUAGCAGCACCAUUUACAUAAGUCCAGAGAGGAUGGGAGCAGUAGAGCUUUUAAGUGAUCCAUCGAGCUUAUACACAGUGGACUAUGUGGACAACGUUGAUUUAUCUGACACAGAUUUGGUGCAGACCGUGAGAAAGGCCCUUACAUCUGUCAAAACUGGAGACUCAGACCUUUACAGUGAGCUUGUUGGAGUUAUUAACAAGGACAUCAGAGAAUUUAAGGAUCCUGAUGCAGUGGCGCAGCUUGAGACAGUCUUGAAGGCUCUGUCAGGCUCUGUGGCUUGCAUAGAUAUCGUUCACCAUCAAAAGCUUCUUUCUUCACUUUUUGGAAUGAAAUUGUGGGACCACAGACCUGUUGUCAUGGAUGCAUUGGUGAACCUAGUCAUAUCACUGGCUGUCACUCGUGGAAAGUAUCUGGACCCUUGUCUGAAUAUGCUUGUAAGCAACUUCGUUCCGCCUCCUUCGGUAGUAAAUAAUCUUUCGCACCCCCGUGUAAUAAACAAGAAGAUAGAAGUUCUUUCUCGGGUGCAUGCAGCGCUUCUGAAAAUAUCUAUUUUGGUUCCUCUUACUCCCUCAAGAUUAGUGCCAAUGCUCUUCCAGGAAAUGCCCAAAAUACACAAAAAGGACCAUUCGAUAGUGAUAUAUGUGGAGAGCUUAUUAAAGUUGGAGAAUAGCCCAAUCGGGCAAGUUGGUGGCAGCAUGAUUCUUGGUGUGGUGAUGGAGAGGCUGCGAGAUUUGGAUUUAGAGAUUGGAUGGGAUGAUAUUCCACAAGAUGACAUGUUUGAUAUGGAACUUGAAGACCCAGUUGAAGGCACUAUAAAUGAAGGAGACGAGCUUCCUGUGGGACCUCUAAAGCAGGAUACAUCAGAUGGAAGUGUAGUCUCUAAGUUGUUGGACAAAUUAAUGGUCGUAGCUUUUGAGCAUCUUGAAUCCUGUCAAAAUGAUGGUCGUUUGGAUCAGGUGUUUGAAAUCCUCUUGGAGUCAUUUGAGAACUUCAUUCUGAACACAUACAAAUCAAAAUUCACCCAGUUUCUGAUGUUCUAUGCCUGCUCACUGGAUCCUGAAAAUUGUGGUGUGAAAUUUGCAAGUAAGCUGGUGGAGAUUUUUCUCUCCAGCAACAAGCAUCUAUCUACUAGAAUGAGUGCGGUGGCUUAUCUUGCUAGCUUCUUGGCUCGUGGAAAGUUUUUGCCGGUUUCCUUUGUGGCUAGCAUGUUGAAAAGGUUGAUAGAUGAGUGUGUGGGUUACUGCAGAACUUGCAAUGAUGAUAUUAGGCCUGAAGCACAUCAGAUUUUCUUCUCCGGAUGUCAGGCAAUCAUGUAUGUGCUCUGCUUCCGGAUGAGGUCCAUUCUGGAUGUUCCUCGCCUUCGGUCCCAGCUUACACCAUUGGAGUCAAUUUUAAUGCACAAGCUAAACCCAUUGAGGGUAUGCCUUCCAUCGGUAGUUGCGGAGUUCCUUAGACAAGCUAAAGCUGGUGGUCUGUUCAUCGUCUCAGACUCGUUCAUUUUCGAUGACCUACUUGAGUCUGAGCUCUCCCGUGCUUUUGGCGGGUGUGAGAGGCUUGAUACGUUCUUCCCAUUUGACCCUUGCUUGCUCAAAACUUCAAACAGCUUUAUCUCCAGGAAUUUCAUCUACUGGUCAAUGGUGAGCGCGACCUAUGACGAAGAUGAAGAAGAUGAUGAUUUUGAUGCUGAGGUGAUCGUGAACGGAGAUGAGGACAGUGACGAAGGGGACGAGGCUGAUCUUGACUAUGCCCUGAACAAAAUGUCCAUAACGCCUAAGCACUCUUUCAAGAACAAGAUGGAAAGAGACAGACUCUUAAGAAUGCCUUCCAGAAUCAGACCCUCCACUAGUCCUGAAUCCUUGUGAUUCUACUAUACACAUUUUUGUAACAAUAUGUAACAGUGGUUCGACUCGGAACU